Messenger RNA from Babesia sp. Xinjiang, 819 nucleotides. RefSeq names its product Werner syndrome ATP-dependent helicase -like protein. The transcript is spliced from 2 exons. Gene Ontology annotation, molecular function: 3'-5' exonuclease activity; nucleic acid binding. The coding region runs from base 1 to 819 and encodes 272 amino acids. Gene Ontology annotation, biological process: nucleobase-containing compound metabolic process. Lineage: Eukaryota; Apicomplexa; Aconoidasida; Piroplasmida; Babesiidae. The record is from RefSeq and is a predicted model, not a curated record.
AUGUUAUUUCGCUUGAUCACCCUGGCGCUGUGUGUAUUACGCUGCCGAAGCUAUCGUAUAGCUGUUGGAGCAGGAAAAAACCUGCGCAUUUCAUUUUAUAGGGGAUUGUCGGCCGUACCAGGCCUCUUUGGCACCACGGAAAAGCUUUCGUGUAACGUAUCAGCCUCCGAGCUGAAACCCGCCGAGUUCAAGGGCAGAAUCGUAAUAAUUGACGAUGGAAACGCAGAUAAAUAUGUAGAAUCACCGGCUGAACUAUUAAGCACGCGCUGUGUCGGUUUCGACCUUGAAUAUGUACCAGACUAUUACAGUUCGGUGCAUAGACACACAGCUGAACGCACGAGACCGGCUGUUGUCCAAAUCGCCGGUAGAGAUGUGUGCUUGGUCUACCUAAUUUACAAAAUAGGGCAUCUGCCCGAACCCGUUUCGUCGUUACUACGUGAUCCCAACGUACUGAAGGUUGCUCAUGGAGCACCCUCGGAUAUGCGUUUGCUAUUUAGGCACUUUGGCGUAUGUAGCCGCAAUUUUGUAGAUUUGCAAAAUGUAUGCGAAGAAAUGCAUAUACGACCAUGCAGCUUGAAGGGUGUAGCGGAACAGGUGUUAGGACUGAAACUCAGCAAAACACAGCAGUGCUCAAAUUGGGAAGCAUCAGCACUUUCCGAAGCACAGAUCCGCUACGCUGCAACCGACGCAUGGGUGACUUUAGAAGCUUUCUUGAAAUUGAAACCACCCUCCUUUCGAAAGCUAAUAGUCAACGAAACGGGUGACGUAAAGAUUGACAAUGUGAAGGCCGAUGGCUCCGAGUCUACUGGGAACUCUUGA